Messenger RNA from Nematocida homosporus, 1176 nucleotides. RefSeq lists its product as uncharacterized. The transcript has a single exon. The record is from RefSeq and is a predicted model, not a curated record. Bases 1 to 1176 code for a protein of 391 amino acids. NCBI's taxonomy places the organism in Eukaryota, Fungi, Microsporidia.
AUGCAGUGCAUCGUUCUAGACAUCUACUAUUUUGAUUAUGUUCUAUACAAGUAUAUUGAGUAUUUAGCCACCGAUAAAGAAAAGAAUGACACAUUUCAAUAUUAUGCCAACACAGUCGAAGCGGUGGGAAACAACUUAAAAGAGGUCGGAUAUCUGAUGGAAGAAGAAGUUCGAGUUAAGUAUAUCGUUUACUUGAUUGAAGAGAAGAUCUUUGGUGGAUUCUUUAAAACCGGAGUUGACUUAAAGUUUCGACAAGUCCUUGAUCUCUUGCAGUACACAAACCCAGUCCCUUGGCGCUUAGAUACGUUACAAAGACUAGUCCUUUGGGGGUACCACUUACUAGUUGGAGGCAAAGAUCCAACUUGGGAGUACUAUAAGCAACUAAGUACUGAGGAGUGGGAAGAAUUAGUAGGACGAGAUGUAAGUAGUGAUCGAAAGGAAGGGAGUAGUCUUUCUUCUUUAGACAGUCGAUACAGUUACAUUAGUCAGUUAAGAAGUCUCUUUCAUGAGCAAGUUAUUAAAAUCAAAGGAAGACUUGGAAUUCCUUAUUAUGCCACUGUUCCUUUAACUAAGAUGUUACAAUCAAAACCACCACCAACUUUAAGUACGGUUGAAGAUCAAGAUUUAGAAAUGAUUGCAGCUGAACUAACUUCUAUUUAUCUUGAUACACAACAAAGUCAGUCAGCUAGUGGCUUAGGAGUUGACGGUCUAGAGAGUACUUAUAUAGAAAACACGCAACCAACUGCUCAUGCCCAUAGUUUGUCUCCUUUGGGUAGUUCAGCCUAUACUAAACACAUUGCUUAUAGUAAACCGGUUCAUUUAAGUGGGGGAGGAGGCCGGAGUAAAAGUCCUUCCCUCUUUACGGCUAAACCGGGCACGACGCCGGUCUGGAGUGAACCGGGCUUGGAAAUACCACAACAACGGCCUAACCGGCUUAAGGAAACGGUGGUGCAUCCGGAUGGAGCGAUAGAGUACACGGGCCGGCUUUAUACGGAAAAGAAGCGCAAAGUUUGGACCAUUGAAGAGGAGACGAGAUUCAUUGCAGCUCUGCAAAAGCAUUCUAAGUGCUGGGCUGCUAUUCAGGAGUAUGCUAACUUUUCCUAUCUCUCACAACAGCAGCUCAAAGACAAAUACCGUAGUCUAGUUAAGUCCGGGAAGAUCAAACCAGAUGAUUAA